GCGUCUCAUCCUUUCCGAGCCGGCCUCUGAGGACAUUGUGAUUCCAUUCCGGGAACUACAUCGAAUUUCUUCAAAAAGUAGAGGAACGUAGUGACUUGGAAAAUCAUGAAGAAGAAAUACUUGAAUUUGGGUUAUCAGAACCUGUGUAUAAUCAAAAUCGAAAAUGAUGUUGGUGUUCAAAGUGAAAUAGAUUCCAUUGGCAUGGUAUCAGAUGAGGUUCAUGUACAAUCAGGAACUUCAGUAAAGAAAGAUGAAACUGAGAUGAUGAAUAUAAGAACUGAGGAAGUUGCUGAUACACAAGAAGAGGAGGAUCCUAUAACAAAACAUCCAUUAAUAAAGUGUGAACAUACGGACUCCAUGAAUUUACAGAAAGUUGUACCUGAUUCUUAUGGUGAAACGAGUCUCGAGAUUUGUUAUGAUGACAAUCAAGUCAUCGAUAUCAAAGUUGAGGAUGUCGGAGGUGUGAAAAAGGAGGAGGAGAAUCCUGGCUACAUCGCGGGACACAUACCUGACAUAUAUUUGUCAUUUCCCUGAGUUUUCCUUCUAACUGUGAGAAUCUACCUGUAUCUUUAAAGUUCUACCUGUGUCUCAGUUUAUGAAAAAGGUAAAGACGGUGGAGUUA
Zootermopsis nevadensis is the source of this 622-nucleotide messenger RNA. RefSeq lists its product as uncharacterized. NCBI's taxonomy places the organism in Eukaryota, Metazoa, Arthropoda, Insecta, Blattodea, Termopsidae. The record is from RefSeq and is a predicted model, not a curated record.